This is a messenger RNA of Acanthochromis polyacanthus (spiny chromis), 2444 nucleotides long. RefSeq lists its product as uncharacterized. Bases 274 to 1968 code for a protein of 564 amino acids. Gene Ontology annotation, cellular component: mediator complex. Gene Ontology annotation, biological process: regulation of transcription by RNA polymerase II; cellular response to thyroid hormone stimulus. The transcript has 16 exons. Gene Ontology annotation, molecular function: nuclear thyroid hormone receptor binding; transcription coregulator activity; nuclear vitamin D receptor binding. The record is from RefSeq and is a predicted model, not a curated record. Lineage: Eukaryota; Metazoa; Chordata; Actinopteri; Pomacentridae.
ACGGACUGUAAUUAUUAUGUUAACUUAUUAGCAAGUUAGCUGCUGACAUUUUAACUGCCAGUAAACUAGCUAGCAGGUUGACAAGUGGGCGAUGUGGCUAACAAGCUAACUAACCUCCCGAGCAGGUGAACGCCUUAAGUUAACGUUGAAGAGUAAGGCGGCGGUUCAAAUAAUGCACACAAGACGGAUUUUUAAACAUAGGAAAUCCAGCAACAGAUGAUCGGUCAAUGCCUUGAAACUCAGCGGCUUCCUCUUCGCUAGCAGGCUAAAGUGAUGGAGAAAGAAGCCAUAAUUUCUAAGCUGCACUUGAAGUUUGCAAAGAAGCCUUGGAAGGACACUUUUCAGCUUGUCCGAAGAUUCGUGGAGAAAUCCAGAGCUAAAGCCGUACCCUGUAAGCAACUACUGGAUAGAUGCCUGGAAAGACUUCAAGAAGAGUUUGAUGUGUCCUCUAUGAAUACCAUGAGGUCCCGCCUUGAAAUAAUUGCCAGACAACAACGAAUGGGUUUUCACUCUACCGGGGCCACGUGCUACCUGACUGCUGAUUUAUUCUACCUGGAAGUUUUAUUGCUGCCGCGUGGAGGAGUGGAGGAGGUAAAGGUGGCCCCACAUGGACAAUCCCCUGUUCCCAGUGAGUCUCUUCUUCAGCUGCUGAGGUGCGAAUGUUUCGCUGAUUUCGCCGUGAAGCUGGGUGGCCUCUUCGCCCACUACAGCAUCCCUGGAGACAAGCCACCGGCAUACUGUGACCCCAAAAUGGACAUGAUUAACAAUGGCAGGAUUGGAUAUCUAAAAGAAGAUUAUCCUGUAACUAUUCAGUUCUAUGUGCCCCCAACGGAUUCAAUGAAGACGUCAGAUUCACAAACGACAGAUUUGGAAGCGGUUGUCCAGGCAGCCCAGGUUACCGUUGGCUCCAGCGCCGUGACUCGCCAGCUUCAGAUGGCGUCUUUGAUCCCGCAGCCUCCACAGCUGGAUCCUCAGGGGCACCAUCCCGUGUUUGCUCCAUUGAGCGAGGUGCCAAAUGAGAUGCUGCCGGCCUGUUUUCUGCUCAGACUGCAGCCAGCGAUACCAGUGAUGUUGUCUUUUGUGAGGAAACUCAACCAAAUUAUUGAUGUGGCUGUAUCAGAUGUUGACCUGCAGUGGGCACCCUUACCCAAGCUUCUGAUGGGAGCUGCACUAAAUGCAAACACCCAUUGUGAGACAUUAGAUGAACGGCAGAGUAUUUUCGCAGUGCCUCUUCCUGGUGGUAUGAUGCACAGUUGCGUUCUUCCUGGAGCUGCCUGGGACGUGCCUGCUCACAGAGGGAUCGUGGUGGACGGGGUUGCGUUCACCCACCCCGCUCAUGUCUCGGCACUCGUGGAUGUGCUGCGUCACCAGUGUGCCAUUAACACCCUGCUGAGGAGCUGUUUCUCCGUUCGAUGCUCCGGUCCAGGUUCGUUUUGCGAUCUGCAUUUCGAAGUCCGGCCAGAGUCUGACAGCAGCUUUUCUGUGACCUUCCACCAACCCAUCACUGACUCCCUUGCUGUUUUGCUGGUGAACGUAUCCAGUCCUCAUGAGAUUACCUGCAGCUUGUUUGGAGGAGGAACAUUUGAUCCCUCCAUAAAUGAACACAUCUCCACUGUUAUGAACAGGUGUAUGUCCAUUCCCAUGACAAUGAAGACAUUAUACAGCAAGCUAGAGGAGAUCACCUCUGCCCCACUUUCUCCCAGGCGCCCGGCCACCACAGAAGCCGAAAAUGACCACUCGGCUUCCUCGAGUGCAGCUGCGACGGACACCAACCGAGGCUCGGACACGUUCUCUCAGGGUUCAGCUGUGCCAGAGGACGGCUUCAGUGUCUCUGCUUCGGCUUGCUUUGCGCCAUCUGUAGCCACAUCCGAGCUUCCUCCUGAAAUAAGCACGAGCCCUCCUGUCAACCCUCGCCCACUUACUCCUGCGGGAGGUGUUCCCACCUUUGACAAGCAAGAUCUGAUCUGAACCCGUAUGUGAUGCCCAAAAAUGCAGUUUCUUCACACAGCAGAUCAGUACACACAGCAAAGUUGUGCUGCAUAACUUGCGUUUUGGCUCAGAGAUGCUGAUUUGUGACUGCACAACGUUGAAUUUGUGAGUGCAUGAUCACAUCCAUCUCCAAGUGUUUCUUACUAUGCAUUCCAGUGUGGCAGAGAUUGCUGGCUGUAAAGGUUUGAGGUUUGGCAUUUGACCUCAGCCAGCCAAGAGCCCAGUUGAUUGGUACCAUGUGAGCCAAUCAAACAUAGCUAAAGUCCGUGGUGCAUUCUCGAUGGCUUGUGAGAAUAAACUAGAGAUCUACGCAUAAAAAAUAGCUCCUGAGGACACAUAAAUAUCAUCAAGGACACGGCUUGAAUGCGUGCACAGCUCCAAAAUGUAUCAUGUAGCUGUUAACCGCUCUCAGUCACUUUUUCCUUUUAAGAAAAUAAAGUUUUUCACAAUAAAGA